This is a messenger RNA of Trametes versicolor FP-101664 SS1, 1536 nucleotides long. RefSeq lists its product as uncharacterized. The record is from RefSeq and is a predicted model, not a curated record. The transcript is spliced from 4 exons. The coding region runs from base 1 to 1536 and encodes 511 amino acids. Lineage: Eukaryota; Fungi; Basidiomycota; Agaricomycetes; Polyporales; Polyporaceae.
AUGCCUCCCUUCGAUACGGCUAGUUUGCCGAAAGGGGAAUCCAUCCUUAUCCACGUCGGCGGCGCCGCUACCCUCGCCGCCUCGCCGACGAACGAAAAAUUCGACCUCGACACAUCUGGCGUCGCGGGCUUUUUUGGAGGGAGCGUGGCCCUAUCUGCCAUGGUGACUACGCACAUCUACACCGGGCGACGAUGGUUUGGUUGGUACAAUCAGCCCGGAAGCUUCGAAGUCGCUAGCAGAUAUGGUCAACUUGCCCGCGGCCGCUUCUGGGACGCCCUCUACCCCGGUCCCAACAUCGACCCCGCCAGCCUCUUUCACUUUCAAGGGUCGCAGAACGGUCCAAGCUACACGUUCGUGGGGAAGAUGUCCAUCAUCUUUCAGUCUGCCACUGGCCACAUCGCGCGCCUCUUUCUCGACGAGUGUCAGGACAUGAUGCCCUGCCUCUCGAGCGCGGGAAAGGAGACAGCUCCCGGAUCUGUAACCGUCGUGGAACUUCAUGAUGCUCCGGGAUCCCGAAUCACCUCCGCCCAGCUGCAGCAGAGCAUGUCCAUGAAAAUCGUCGCCGCUACGACAGUCCUGAUAUCUCUCGCUGCGGCCGUGAUGUGCGCGCUGCUCGACGAUUGGUACUCCUGCUCGGUGAUUCUCUUCAGCAUGGCCUGCAACGGCAUCGCAUGCGGCGUCGCGGGCCGCGGCGCGCUCGAGUUCAGACUUUUCAAGCCAUUGGCCCCGGAGGACCUGCAAGGACGCACGGGCAUCCUCCACGAGGGCAACGACAUAGUCGUAAUGAAGGGGCCGCGGCGUACGCUCAACGCCGUCACGCAGGGUCGCUUCGACGUGCGCUACAACAGUCACCCGAAGCACCACGACAUAGGAUGUUGCGCCGUCCUCCUCUCUCUGCAGCUUCUCGCGCAGCUUCUGGUCGUGCCCCAGGGCCACCUAUACGGCCAGCUCCUCUUUUUGUUCUCACUCGCCGUCUCAUGGGCAUACAACUCCUACCUUUCUUCUCCCGACGUCAGCACACUGCUCCGUACUGUCCUCUUCAAACAGGUUCUUCACCUCAAAUGCGCUGCGGUCGCUCCGGGUCCGCAUAAGGAUGAAGAGGCUCCGCAGCAGCAGGUGAACGUCAAAAAGUACAAAUUCGGGACGCGCACAUCCACAGUCGUGUUCGCCCUCCUCGUGAUCGCGCCGUCUACGAAGGAUCGGCGCGACCUUGCGACAUUACUGGAUCACUUUCUGACGGACAACACGCCGGUUUGGCUGGACUGGAAAGCCGAAGUUCUGGAGCACAUCGAGAAAAAGCGUGUGAAGCUCGACCCCGCAGAUCCUGCUGGUCGCAGUUUCCGCUUCCACUUCAACACCAGGGCGCAAGACAUUCCGGAAGAAAUGCACAUACUGCGUGACUAUGCGAAUGUGGCUGCUGAGAUGUACAGGAAAUAUCGUCAGUCACCUCCUUCCAAAUGGGUGCUGGAAAGUCCCACUGAUUCGUCGGACGUGCUUGAUGACAAGAUCGGCGUCGCCCCUUCCCAGAGUCCGUGA